Molecule: messenger RNA, 2590 nt
Organism: Dunckerocampus dactyliophorus (ringed pipefish)
Lineage: Eukaryota; Metazoa; Chordata; Actinopteri; Syngnathiformes; Syngnathidae
Gene: ccnyl1
Product: cyclin Y-like 1
Exons: 9
Coding region: 760-1797 (345 amino acids)
Biological process (GO): regulation of canonical Wnt signaling pathway; regulation of cyclin-dependent protein serine/threonine kinase activity
Cellular component (GO): plasma membrane
Molecular function (GO): cyclin-dependent protein serine/threonine kinase activator activity; protein kinase binding
Source: RefSeq, a predicted model, not a curated record
CGAGGUUACGUCAUCUGCGCUGUAUGAGUUCUAGCUAGGCUAACAGAUGGCGGUUGUGCGAGCUGCUCGUCCAAUACAAGAGUGACGGAAUACAAACAGAAUAGUGGACUUUACUAAAGUUGAUCGUUUGAUGGCUAUCGAAGAGAAACCGCAGCUGAUUUAACUAAAUCAAGCAACACGGCGUUGGAGUUCUGUCUUUUCGUGUGUGUGUGGCGGUUUUUACACGGAAGGCCUCAGAAGCCUCGGGCUGAAUUUUAGCUAACUCAAGAGGCCAUCUGGAACUAUUUGGAAAGUCACGUAAAAACUCUUAACUGAACCGUGUGGCAUUUGAGCAUUGCUUUGUUUCAUCCAUAUAAGACAAAUUGAUGCCUUACAUCUUAGAAAGUUGUCGAACUAGUUAGCUCGGUAGCUCCAAUGCUAGGUAGCUGACUCGGAGCAGAAUGAAUGAAUGAGGGCAACAAGCUGAAUUUAUAACGCACUCUUCCACAAAAUCAUCGCCUUUAUCCGAGGAGGAAACAUUCCAAGUAGGCUGAGCCUUCUCGGCUGAAUAUUCUUGGGAGUGCCCCGCCGCUGCUUCCCCGCAAAUGGCCAAGGAAUGCCAUCGCCGGGAGUUGGCGGACGGAGGCUGUUUAGCAUAACGAGCUAAUGCUAUGCUAAUACUGAGUGUAGCCUGGAGUGAACAGCCAGCUAGCUAGCGAGCUAACUAGCUAGCUACAACUAUUUGCACCACUUGGACACUGAGCACACAGGCGGCCCGGGAUGGGAAACACCGUGUCAUGUUGUGUCUCCCCGGAAUCGAGUCCCAAACUGCCGUCGCGGCAGCCGGCGGAGCGGCUAGAGGAGUUUCUGACCAGCACGGAAGUGAGCGACGACAACAGCGCCCCCUACCUGCAACACAUCAGCGACAGAGAAGUCCCUGACGAGCUGGCUUUGGAGUCCAACCCAUCGGACCACGCCCGAGCAAGCACCAUCUUCCUGAGCAAGUCCCAGACAGACGUGCGUGACAGGAGGAAAAGCAACCACAUAAACCACAUCAGCCACGUGUCUCCCGGUCCGCUGUCAAAGAAGUACAGCUCGUGUUCCACCAUCUUCAUCGACGACAGCACCGUCAGCCAACCCAACCUCAAAAGCACAAUCAAAUGUGUCACUUUAGCCAUCUACUACCACAUAAAGAACAGGGACUCAGACAGGUCAUUGGACAUCUUUGAUGAGAAGAUGCACCCUUUAUCAAGAGAACCAGUGCCAGAUGACUACUUGCACAUCGACCCGGAGCACAAAGUCAUCUACCGUUUUGUCAGAACACUCUUUAGUGCUGCGCAACUCACGGCUGAAUGUGCCAUUGUUACUCUUGUCUACCUGGAGCGGCUGCUGACCUACGCUGAGCUGGACAUCUGCCCCGCUAACUGGAAGCGCAUCGUGCUGGGAGCCAUCCUACUGGCCUCCAAAGUGUGGGACGACCAGGCCGUGUGGAAUGUCGACUACUGCCAGAUCCUGAAGGACAUCACCGUGGAGGACAUGAACGAGAUGGAGCGGCACUUCCUGGAACUCCUCCAGUUCAACAUCAACGUCCCCGCCAGCGUCUACGCCAAGUACUACUUUGACCUACGCCAGCUGGCCGAUGACAACAACCUCAGCUUCCCCCUGGAGCCGCUCAACAACCAGCGGGCCCAGAAACUGGAGGCUAUCUCCAGACUGUGUGAAGACAAGUACAAGGACCUGAGCCGAGCAGCCAUGAGACGCUCGCUCAGCGCCGACAACCUGAUCGGCAUACGACGCUCCAACGCCGUGCUCUCUUAGGCCCCGACACGCGACUGCUCUCCAAAGCGAAGCUGAGAGUCACACGACCACACGACGCUGUGUCCGUGUUGUUUCUGCAAGUCUCAAAUCAGAAGUGAGGCGUGAACUCUAAUGCAACUCGCAACGAUUGUUUUAUACGUUUAUUUAUACGCAACUCACCCUCAUUACAUGACUCCAAGCAACAGGUUUUCUAAUUUUAUUUUAGUUGAAAAAGAAUGCCUCAUAGUAAUUAAAAGACAGUAAGUGGAAGGUGUUUUCUUGAACCACAUCAUUAAUAAUUAAGAGGAUGCAACAGAACAUUCUGGGUCUUUAUGUUCACAGUGUUGCUAUUAUUUCUGUUGCCAUCUUAGUUAAGACUUGAUGUGUUACAUCAGAUAACCUAGUUUGUUCAAAUAACACUUCUGAUGUUUGAUCAUGUGUGAGUCAAGCCUGUGGAUGCUGCACCUAAGAACAGUUCAGAAGAAAAGCUCCGCCCAUCACCACUGCUAAUGUGAGGGCUCGCUUUUUGACGUCUCGUCCGCAUUAUGGACCAGGAUGGAUCUUACUACUGAAAGAAUGACAAUGAAAGAAGCUUAAGUCCACUCUCAGUAUUGUAACCCCCUCUCCCUCCUGCUUUCAUUUACUUUCAUCACUGAACAAAUUACAUACUUGUAGAAUCCUACUGAGGGGACUAAACGCAACAAAAACGAUGGUUGGUCUUGCUUACUGUGUAGGCUACUAGCUGUGAAAUGUGUCGUUUUUAAAUGGAAACCCAUUUGCAAAUGGAGUAUUUUAAAUAAACACUAAUCAUGUA